Messenger RNA from Ilex paraguariensis (yerba mate), 900 nucleotides. The record is from the annotation of a GenBank genome assembly. NCBI's taxonomy places the organism in Eukaryota, Viridiplantae, Streptophyta, Magnoliopsida, Aquifoliales, Aquifoliaceae.
AUGAUUCUCUGGCAACACACAGGCGGCUCCAAUUGGAGUUUUCUAAUUUGGGCAAGGACGGAUCUGAUUUGGUGCAUAUCUGAUUCAGCUUCAAAGCCUUUGGUGCCAUAUAGGACGCCUUUUGCUGGAAGUUCCAAAAUUCAAGGAUGUGCCUUGAGAGGUCGUGAUAAAUCUGUAAUGUCAAAGAACCGUGGUAAUCUAAUUGAGAUGAUUAGUUUGAUGGCAAAGUUGAAUGUUCAGAUAAAUGAUGUUGUCUUAGAGAAAGUUCUAGGAAAUGCAAAUGUUUCUCAUAAGCGUCAUACAGAACUGCGAUCUGCCGAAGCUACUGAGAUUGAAAGGGGGAUAACUAGUGGUGAACGAGAGACUGAUGCAGGGGCUAAUCAGAUGAGUACUUUGCAUCGAGCUGCAACUUCUUUGCUAUUUUUGGAUUUUUCGUUUUCGUUGUAUGGUUAUUUCGUUGGAUUUUCAUCUAAUGGGAUGUUUGUAUUCUCAGUGCUUAACAUUCUAAUAUGUGCCAUUCUUGCUAUUAGUUUUCAACCUUCAGCUGAUGACAUUGAUGCAUUCUUUCCUUUCCUCUUUGUUUAUGGAGUAGGAAAGGAUCAGACUGAAGAGAUACAUGAUGCUAGUGAAGGUUGCAGUAGCCCUGGCAGCAUCAUUAGUUAUUAUAAUAAUGGUGAUGACGACAAUGAUGAAAUUGUUGAUAUUUAUUAUUUAGAUGGUUACGAAGAAGAUGACGAUGAUAAUGGUAGUGACGGCGAGAUUGGAUGGAAUGAUGAUGAUGAAAAAGAAGAAGAAUACGACGAAAAUUUUGAAAGCAGAAUUGAGGAAUUUAUCGCCAAGGUCAUAAAUGGAUGGAGGGAAGAAUUGUUAAUGGAGAAACCCGAAAUAUGGAUGGGUUGA